Molecule: messenger RNA, 4061 nt
Organism: Protopterus annectens (West African lungfish)
Lineage: Eukaryota; Metazoa; Chordata; Ceratodontiformes; Protopteridae
Product: junctional adhesion molecule-like
Exons: 11
Coding region: 59-1204 (381 amino acids)
Biological process (GO): maintenance of gastrointestinal epithelium; epithelial cell morphogenesis
Cellular component (GO): plasma membrane
Source: RefSeq, a predicted model, not a curated record
CUUAUAAGCUGGGGUAGAAAGAAAUAGUGCUGUUUACCUGACUUGAACAAAGAAGAAGAUGUUUUAUCUUAGCUUCAUUAUGUUUGCAGUCAUUACUGACACUGUCAGUUCUGCUGUGAAAGUUUCUGUCUACCCUAUGGAACCCAAUGAAGGAACAUCUGUCCUGCUGGAGUGCUUAUUUCACGGGGAUCCAUCAAGAAGCCGAAGUGGCAUUUCUAUAGAUUGGUUCUUCACCUCUGAACUGAGCACAAAGCCAGUGCCAGUCUUUCUUUAUUAUGGCAAUAAAAGCUUUCCCGUCAACAACAGGACAAGAUGGGUAGGGGAUAUCAAUCAAAACAACGGUUCCAUUACCCUUCUAGACUUACAACCCAGUGACAGUGGAAAUUACACCUGUGUGGUCCAACUAAAUGCUCAGAUCAAUAACGGUCAGACUGGUAUGAAAGUUAUACCUCAUGCAAAAGUAGAUCCUGGUGUAUGGACAAUAAUGGCUAUUGAAGUGGAAACAGAAACGUCAACAACAUCAGGUGCAACUCCAAGUAUCGGUGGAAAUCAUUGGGACUGGAAGUAUAUUGUACUGAUGCUUGGUGCGGCCCUCAUUGGUUCAGUAAUUGGUUCUGUGGUUGUCUGUUUAAGGAUGGGACGACAUAGUGAAAAGGAUAACGAUGCUCUUACAAGAUGUGGAAAAGAUGUGGAAAAGGAGCUGUCAGGCAUUUCUCGAUCAUCCCAGGAAAAUGUCUACACUGCAAUACAUCCUGACAAGAGGAAAAAUUCUAAUGUGGAAGAAGAUGAGAUGAAAAAGCAACAACAGGAAAAUGUUUACAUGAACCAGGAUGACAGCUCCACUCCAUGCAGAAACAACAAAGAUCUCAUCUUGGAAAAACAGAUGAUGAUAAAAGAAGGCAUAAAACAGCAGGAGGAUACAUACAUAACAAUGGAUAACACCUCCACUAUUUGUAGAGACAAGAAACAGCCCCCUGUAGAAGCACAGAUGAUGAAGACAAAGAAGAACAAAGACAGAAACCAGCAUGAUGAUGCUUAUAUAACAAUGCAUCCUGUUCGAGAACCUACAUCUAAAAAACCUGCCAUGAUGGACAUGCAUCUGUAUGAAAAACUGGAUGAAUACCAGGUCAGUCAAACUGGAAGAAAGAAGAACAGUGAAUUAGAAUCAAUGCUUUCAAACGGAUUAUUGCAGGAAAACCAGUAACAAGACUGGCAUUGUGAGUCUUGGCAUAUAAAACUGAGAUUAUAAUCAAGAUCUGUAUUAAGCCCUGUCAUGGAGGGCAACAGUAACGCUUUGUAUUCUGCUGGUGAUUGCAGUGAAGAGGAAAUGGAGCACAUUGUGAACGCAACUUAGUGCUGUGUGGGCAGCAUUUCUAAACUUCUUCAUGUCCUGUGUAUUUUUGUUUAAGUUAUGUCACAACAAAUAUUCAUAUUCACUCCUUCUGACAAUAGGAUGCCUCUUUUAUACAGUUAAGUUACUGAAAUCAUCUGCAGAUAUGUGGAAAGUAGCAUAAAAGGGGCUUGCAAGAGUCUUCCUAGUGAUUCUGAAGUUGAAAUGAAACUGUUAAAAACAAAGAUGGCUCACCAGAGAAAGAGAGAGAGAAGAAACCAGGCCACCCAUUCAACUAAAAUAUUCCACAGGUUUGUUCUGCAAUGCCCAAUCCAUGUUAAAAGUCUGCUCCAGAGAAUAAUCUGUUUUGGUUCCAUUUGUAAUGAUUACUUUUCACUUGCCAUACAAAGAUCUUUAAUAUUUUUUCUUUUUCUGUCAAUACUUGUCUCCUAUUGGGAUUAGCAGUACAUCACUAGAUGGCAAAGCCAUAUGUAACCACAUAUUGCCAUAGCUGUGGGCCUUUGCUGAACGCAUUGACAUCACAGAAAUUCCAGAUUAGCCUGUCCUCUUCUUACUCUGACACUGACCUUUUCCACUCAACAGAGGACACUGCAUCUAAAAAAAUAAAAAAAAAAAAUAAGAAUUUAGGUUCUGACACUAAAGACAGUUUAUUCUUGAUGCAAAUAUUAAGUCAUGCCUUUUGGCCUUUUUGAAUGUAAUGUUUUUAAUUGCAGAAAAACAACACAUAGCUCAUAACUGUCCAGAACUUUACACAAUGUCCAGAUUUUUGUUUCAUAUCUUUGGUCUAUCCCUCACAAAAAAUUGUGGUUUUCUGGCAAAUCAACUGUAGUCACUAAAUAAUGACAAACAUUUGAGUUUCAGACUUUAUAUCCUUCAGAACUUUCUUACGUUUAUAAGACAUUUUCUUUAAAUCUGUCCCUCUUUUGAGGGCUUUGUCUCCCCCGCCCCAUUAUGGUUGGCUUUGGCCCUGAUUCUUGGGCUUAGAGGUUAAGAUGUAUGCCUUAUCUGCCAGCUAUUAACACAUUUCAGUGAUAUUUAUCAGAGACUUUACUUGGUGUAUGUGUGUGUGUGUGUGUGUGUGUGUGUGUGUGUGUGUGUGUGUGUGUGUGUGUGUGUGUGUGUGUGUGUUUUCUCUCUCUCUAUACAAUCAGUUGAUCUCUAAUGAACUGCAGUAUCAACUAGUAUGACUGAGCUGUAUGUUUAUGAUCAGAUUGAGGUGUUCAUCCAAGCUAUAUCAUACUAAUGUAGGUAAUUCAAUGCAAUUUGACAAUUUAUAUAAUCAUAAUGAGAGAAACUCCACUUUUAUUGCUUCUUGCAUAUCAGGAACUGUGAACUGUUCCAGUGAGUCCUGUUGUCUAUAUUAUGUAUAUUUCAUCUGUCUUGCCACUGAAGAAAAUAAGGUAACAGUCUUUUCUUUCUGGUAUCCUGGAGCAAUAUGCCAUCAUUUUUACCUAAUGAAAAUUUCUGUCUUGUAACUUUAUAUUGUUUUGUAAAUCUGGUGUGUAUUAUUUCAUUUUACUAACUGUAUAAUACCUGAAUGCAUGUAAUGGCUAAGGAAAGCAUACCUUAGAGGGAACACCAGGUUUCCUGUGCACAAGUAAUUUCAGAGUCUGUACCUAUACCUGGAGUAUGUUUAGCUUAUAUUGAUUCUGUGACAGACAUAGGUGACAUCUAGGUGUGUGUAGCUUUGGUCCACUAUACGUCGAUGCACCCCAAGCUACAUGGAUGGUUUAAGAUGGUAUUUCCUCCAUCUUGGUACAAAUGCCACUAAAAGUCCCCUUGCCUUACAUUUUUAGGUGAUCUUUACCACCUGAUUUUUUAAAUGUUUUAUUGAAAUAAUGUAUAUAAUUGUUUUUAAUAUAGUUUACUUACAGUGAUAUUUUUGGUUUAUAAUUUUCAUAGGUUGCAGCUGUAAAUUAGAUUUGUGAAAUAUGAUCAUUUCAAAAAGUAAACAAAUUUAUCUUUCGUUGAGACAGAUGUUUUGCAAGAAAAAAGUGUUAUUAUCAAAAAUAAAUAUUAUGCAAAAAAAAACUAUCAUACAAUAAGCAACUAAUUGUUGGAUUUUGUAUAUUGCUAAAUAGGGCUGUAUACUUACAAAGACAUCUGAUGUCAUACAAAGCAUUUAUAAUGCUCAAAACUACCACACAAAGAUACUCUGUAAGAUCACUUCUAUCAUUUAGAAGUAGGCUGGCACAAAACAGUGCUUCUGCAUGAGAUGUCUGCUUUUAGCUCUGAAAUAAAAAAAAAAAUGAUUUAAAAGUCUGGUUUCCUGAUGGACAGGGCAAAUUUCAGAACUUUCUGGUGCAGCACAGUAUAAGGAGAUGUUCCUCUGCCAUCUGUGGACUGUGAUGUGUGAUCUCUGAUUCUGGAAAAUGUAGAGGACGUUGUAUCAGACUUAGAAAGGGAGCACAACUUUGAUUUUUUUCCCAAAUUCUUGGUAUCAAAGUCUUUUAGCCAAUGCUGCCAAUUAGCUAGUAAAACAUAUGACCUCCGGUACUAUGUCCCAAUCCCCCUACCUUUUUUCAGCCCAUCUAGAGAACACAUUAGUUAAUAUAUAUUCCUUGGUGCCUACUUAGUUUAGAAGCUUGACUGUCAGAAAUAUGUCGUCAUGCACAUAUGCCACCUUAUACCUGGUGCACGCUGCACUGUGAAAUUAUGCAUCCUGUUUUCUGCUUAGUUAUUAAGAAAACAUCAGAACAUUUUGUUACUU